UUUUUAUACACUUUGUAUAAUUGUAUAUUAAAAAAAUUGAUUAGGAAUAGAUUACUCCUAUUGGUCUAACAAUACCCUAGGGCCAUGUGAUAAAAUAUUAAAAAAAUCAUAGAACCCAUGUACCCAGUUCCCUCCACGCGUCAGUUGUCACCUACUGUUGGAGUCGCACCAGGUUGAUAAUGCAUCGAAAAUACCUUUUUUAUUUUUAUUUUUUUCUUUUCACUCAAUUUUAUAUUUCUCAACCAAUCAGGACUCUCCAUAUUGCACCGAUGUACUCAAUAUUCUCUUUUUCCACAGCUUUUUUUUUUUAAUAAUUAAUUUAUAAAUAUAUAGUAAUAAAACCCCUUUUUUUUGUUUUUAUUUUAAAAAAAAUAUGCUUUUUCUGGGUUACCUAUUAUUUUCUCAGAUUACCAAAAGAAGAAAGAGAUGAGGUUCUGCCCUUUCCUGGGCCUUCCCUCUUUUUAUUUAAUUUUUGUGUUAUAAAAGGAAAAAAAUAAAUAUAAAUAAAUAUAAAAUAAAGUGGUAGUAGAAGAAACAGGGAACAGUAGUGUCUUUGUUUCUUCAUUAUUCUCCCCACAAUCCCACAAAAAUUAAAAAUUUGGGUUAGGGUUUUUAUUUUUCCUUUCUCCUUCUCUCAUUUUUAACCUUUACCGAUACCGAUCCGGUCUAUUGUAGUCGAUCAAGUCGAAUUAAAUCGAAUUGAAUUGAAUUGAAGUCUCGAGAUUGAGUAGUUAGCUAAUUAAGAUGGUGAGAGGAAAGACUCAAAUGAAGAGGAUAGAGAAUGAUUCAAGUAGACAAGUGACUUUCUCAAAGAGAAGAAAUGGUUUGCUGAAAAAAGCUUUUGAGCUUUCUGUUCUUUGUGAUGCUGAAGUUGCACUUAUUAUUUUCUCUCCUACUGGUAAACUUUACGAGUUUGCUAGCUCAAGUGCAACCAGGACCAUCGAUCGAUACCAAAAACAUAUGAAGGAGCUGCGUGGAGUGAAGAGUAAGGUGUCGUCAGACAGAAACAUGCUGCAAUUCAAGGAAGAUGCUCAUGAACUCGAGAAGAAGUUAAAGAGCCUUGAAAUUUCUAAACGGAAGUUACUAGGUGAUGGUCUUGAGGCGUGUUCCAUUGAUGAGCUUCAAGAGCUUGAGAAACAGCUAGAUAAAAGUCUUUCCAAUAUCAGAGCAAAAAAGAAUGCGUUGUUCAGAGAGAAGAUUGACAAGUUGUAUGAAGAGGAGAAGCUCUUGCUCAAAGAGAAUGCCCGCCUAAAAGAGAAGCUUCACGUAUCUUCACCGGAUUCGCAACGUAGCCGGCAAACAGCAGAUGAUCAGCAGAACAGCGCGCAAGAUGUAGAGACCGAAUUGUUUAUAGGGCUGCCGGAAAGCAGAAACACGCGAUUGCUGCAGUAAAAUCUAACUAACUAAAAAAAAAAAAACAAAGAUUUGGGUGUAUGUUUAUUGUGUAACAUUUCAUUUACAUGGUCAAGUUUCUGAAGUUAGGCUGUGAACAUUAGAGUCAAAUAUCACUUCUACAUUGUGGUUUGGCUGGUAAAUAAUGAAUUUCAGGAGAAGUGUGUUAUCUGUUAUAGAGUUCAGUGAGAUGAAUAUGUUGAUCUGUUGUAAUGCUAAUCAUAGCACAUUAUUACUCCUUA
This is a messenger RNA of Chenopodium quinoa (quinoa), 1634 nucleotides long. RefSeq names its product MADS-box protein SOC1-like. NCBI's taxonomy places the organism in Eukaryota, Viridiplantae, Streptophyta, Magnoliopsida, Caryophyllales, Amaranthaceae. Gene Ontology annotation, molecular function: protein dimerization activity; RNA polymerase II cis-regulatory region sequence-specific DNA binding; DNA-binding transcription factor activity, RNA polymerase II-specific. Gene Ontology annotation, cellular component: nucleus. The transcript has 7 exons. Gene Ontology annotation, biological process: positive regulation of transcription by RNA polymerase II. Bases 745 to 1392 code for a protein of 215 amino acids. The record is from RefSeq and is a predicted model, not a curated record.